AGGGUGAAUCACUGGAUCUCUCCAGAAGUCUGUAAUGUUGUCCUUCAGUUCUUACUCUGUCCGUGCAGCAGCUCCUCUCAUCUCUACUUUCUCCUCUCAUCUCCUGAUAAUGAUUAUUAGGACACUUUCUCCAUUCAUUGUCCUCUUCGUUGUCUGCUGUUACGCAGAGGAGGUGAGGAGUAAAAGUAAAGUUUGUGCGAAUGUGUUCUGUGGAGCUGGAAGAGAAUGUGCUGUCACAGAGAAAGGAGAACCGACCUGUCUGUGUGUCGAGCAAUGUAAACCCCAUAAGCGUCCAGUCUGCGGCAGUAAUGGGAAGACGUACCGUAAUCAUUGUGAGCUGCAUCGUGAUGCCUGUCUCACUGGACUUAAAGUGCAGGUGGCCCAUCAUGGACAUUGUGAAGAGAAAAAAAUGGAAAAGAUCACCAACAGCCCAAUUGUUUGUUACCUUACGGACCGCAAUGAGUUGAGGAGUCAUGUUAUUGAAUGGUUGCAGUCUGAGGUGGAGCCUGACGGCUGGUUUUCUAAAGGAUCCAACUUCUCAGAUGUCCUGCUCAAAUAUUUCCAGAACUAUGAUAAUGGAGACGCUCAGCUGGAUUCAACAGAAUUCCUGAAGUUCAUUCAGCAUAAUGAGACUGCAAUUAAUAUCACCUCUCCUUACGCUGAGGAGGAGAACAACCGCCUGCUCAGGAGUCUGUGUGUGGAUGCCCUCAUCGAGCUGUCUGAUGAGAAUGCUGACUGGAAACUGAGCUUUGAUGAGUUCCUCAACUGCCUCAGGCCUGGAUUCAACCCUCCAGAGAGGAAGUGCGCCUUAGAGGAUGAGACGUACGAGGAUGGUGCUGAGACUCAGUUGGAAUGUAACCGCUGUGUUUGUGCCUGCGGGAACUGGGUUUGCACCGCUGUUAUUUGUGAUGGUACAAAUAAGUUACCUGCUCUGGAGGAAACGGAGGGAAAUGAUCAGGAGAUGACGGAGGAGGAGUGGACUCUGCGAGUGGCUGAACUCAAUAAACAUCAGGAAACUGUGGAGAAGAUGAAAUUGGCAACUAAAGAGGUUUGAGGAGCAGUUCAAGAGGAAUAAUGAACAUUUGUCCAGAUUUCAACUUCAAUCAACCUGUGUUUGAAUGGAAAGAGAAAGUUUCAUUUUUUAGUUUAUUAUAUUAAUUAUUGAAGUCAAAGGUGUGUUCUGUUUUAUUAUUUGUUAUAGUCUUUAUUUGUUUGGGGAUAAUAUAAGAGAGUAUGUAUGAUUUGUACUUGUAGUGUAAAAUACUGCAAACCUUUUGUAAUGUACACAUUCAGUGUACUUUUGAUGUUUCUAGGCAGGAGGUUCAUAGUUCAUCUUAAAUUUAACAGGAAAUAUGAGAUUAUAUUUUGUAUCACAAUUAAGCCCCCCCCCCCCAUUAUUUUGUGAUGAUUUUGCAUUAAUAAAGUGCUGACACAAACUAUGUAA
Messenger RNA from Megalobrama amblycephala (Wuchang bream), 1444 nucleotides. RefSeq names its product follistatin-like 1a (gene fstl1a). NCBI's taxonomy places the organism in Eukaryota, Metazoa, Chordata, Actinopteri, Cypriniformes, Xenocyprididae. Gene Ontology annotation, molecular function: calcium ion binding; protein binding. Gene Ontology annotation, biological process: multicellular organism development; regulation of BMP signaling pathway; cell differentiation. The record is from RefSeq and is a predicted model, not a curated record. The coding region runs from base 35 to 1054 and encodes 339 amino acids. The transcript is spliced from 11 exons.